ACUACAGCUAAUAGCCUCCGCCGCCUCGCUAGUUGCCUUUCACUUCAAAGAGAACAAGAGCAUUGUCUGUGAGACACAUCCUGCGACAUCCUAUCUAGGUAGGUAUACCGUGUAUACCUUGCUCUACGUUAUCGUUGUACUUACUUACCUGGCCCCACCUGAGACUCAUUCACCAUGCCUCAAAUUGCCGGACAAGAAAUCGGUCCUCGUGGCUUCGGCCUCAUGAAUUUUACGUGGCGUUCCGACCCCGUUCCCGAUGAACAAGCCUUCGAGACCAUGCGGGCCGCCCUCGACAACGGCAUGAACUUCUGGAACGCCGGCGAGUUCUACGGAACCCCGGAAGUCAACAGCAUGACCCUGCUCAACCGCUACUUCGAAAAGUACCCCGAGGACGCCGACAGGGUCGUUGUCAGCAUGAAGGGAGGCCUGCGGCCCGACUUGGUCCCGGACGGCUCCCCGGAGAACAUCCGACGGUCCCUGGACUUCACCCUCGAGAAGCUGGGCGGCCGCAAGAAGAUCGACGUCUUCGAGUGCGCCCGCCGGGACCCCAACGUGCCCCUCGAGACCACCUUCGGCGUCAUCGAGGAGGAGUACAUCAAGACGGGCAAGGUCGGCGGCAUCUGCCUGUCCGAGGUCUCGGCCGCGACCAUCCGCGAAGCCGCCAAGAUCACCACCAUCGCCGGCGUCGAGGUCGAGCUGAGCCUCUUCUCGACCGACGUGGUGUCCAACGGCGUCGCCGCCGCCUGCGCUGAGCUCGGCAUCCCCCUCAUCGCCUACUCUCCGCUCGGCCGCGGCAUGCUCACCGGCCGCUUCAAGACCGCCGCCGACAUCCCCACCGCCGACGUCCGCCACCACCUGCCCCGCUUCCAGCCCGAGAACUUCGAGACCAACCUCCGGCUCAUCCGUCAGGUCGAGGACCUUGCUGCGAAGAAGGGCUGCACCCCGGCCCAGCUGGCCCUCGGCUGGCUCAACUCCCUCUCCCGCCGCCCCGGCAUGCCCACCAUCAUCCCCAUUCCUGGGAGCACUACCGUCGACCGCGUCGUUGAGAACGCCAAGCUGGUUGAUCUCACGGACGAAGAGAUGGCCGAGAUCGAUGCUACCUUGGCCAAGUUUGAGGUGGCUGGAGCCCGGUACCCGGACGGCCACCCCAUCAACACUUGAAUAUGCCCCAUGAGGGCGACAAAUGCACGUCCUAUAUAUAUAUGUAUGGCCUUGGUGUAUGUUAGCGGGAAUAGACCACGAAAUCGAUGGCAUGCGUCUUGACGUCGGACGCCUACUCGGGGGGAGGAGGGCAAGCGGAGCAAUUCAGAAAAACGCGAAAGUAAAGAUUUUAUCCACAGUUUGACCCCUGCAGGGGCCGUUUCAGCAUUGCAGAAUUCUUAUGGCUGUUCAUCAUGUUUGCUUGGUG
Molecule: messenger RNA, 1408 nt
Organism: Sodiomyces alkalinus F11
Lineage: Eukaryota; Fungi; Ascomycota; Sordariomycetes; Glomerellales; Plectosphaerellaceae
Product: aldo/keto reductase
Exons: 1
Coding region: 175-1161 (328 amino acids)
Cellular component (GO): cytoplasm
Source: RefSeq, a predicted model, not a curated record